Molecule: messenger RNA, 665 nt
Organism: Rubroshorea leprosula
Lineage: Eukaryota; Viridiplantae; Streptophyta; Magnoliopsida; Malvales; Dipterocarpaceae
Source: the annotation of a GenBank genome assembly
GAGUCGACUGUAAAGGACUAAGAAUCGACUCUCAACAUGGAGCUUGAUGUUAUCAGACAUGGCCGAAAAACAAGCGAAAGAUAGGGAGGCAAUGCAAAUGAUGCGCGAUGAAAUAGGGCAAGUCAAAGAGCAACGAGAAGCAAAGCAACGGAUGAUGGAAGAAAUUGGGAGGAUGCAGGCUUCUCUAUCACAACAAUUCACUGCUUUUAGUGCGUACGGGAUGCGCCCGCCUAGUGCUACCCCAUCGUUGCCUCACACAGGGCAAGCAUUUCCUCCUGUAGGGACAUCAUUCCCUACUGCUGGGCCAUCAUUUCAUGCUAGUGGGCCAUCAUUUCCUCAUGCAAUGCCAAUGCAACUCCCGAUAGAACCUGCAUUCCCAAUGGGCCAAAUGGGGAGACAAUCAGAAGCUCCAAAUACAUCUUCACCCAAUCCCCCGCAAGAUGAGUUUGGUUAUCAGCCGAGAUUUGAUACAGAUUACCAGGGUCCUUUUGGGCCCGAAUGAUCAGUGUGCAUGAGGUUGCGAACUCAAAACAUGACAUGUUCUUGCUACUUGAGGAAAAUACUUUUAUUUUUUGGAUAGACGAUUUGAACUUGUUAGGACAUGAGUGUAUAUGUCAGUUGGAAUUGAAUGGUUUGUGGUAAUAUUAACUGAAUUAUUGUGACUU